AAAAAUUUAAGAUCAAAGUCAUCGAGCCCUGCAAUAUUUUGGUCUGGUCGGUCGAAGAAAGUUCCAAUUUUUUUAUUCAAGGCAGAUGCUCUUGGUUGUAAUUUCACUGAACACAAAUCUAUAGCCAAUAAAUAUCACAUGUCUUUCAAGCAACCAAAAGGUGAUUGCAAAUUAGUGAGGACUCUAUUAACUUGCCAUGGUUUCAAGGAGUGUGAGGCCAGCAGUGUCAACUACAACAUCAUCUGGACUGGUUCCCAUGUCAAACCAUACUUUCUUAGCUCCAUGCUCAAGUUUCAAAAAGUCAACCACUUUCCUAGGUCUUAUGAAAUAACAAGGAAGGAUAGGCUGUAUAAGAAUAUUGAAAUGAUGCAACAAAAUAAAGGAUUCAAGCAUUUUAAUUUUGUUCCACAAACAUUUGUUCUUCCAAGAGAGUACAAGGCAUUCUUGUUUCAUUCCAACAAAGAAAAGUGCUUGUGGAUCGUUAAGCCGACGUCAUUGUCAAGAGGACGCGGUAUCUUCCUCACUAAUUCUCCUGAGAAAGCAUUGGUUGAUGAUAAUGUUGUUGUCUGUAGAUACAUUGACAAUCCUCUUCUCAUCAAUGGUUACAAGUUUGACCUUCGACUUUACGUCUUGGUGACCUCAUUUGACCCCCUGAUAAUCUACCUGUACAAGGAGGGGCUUACCAGGUUUGCUACUGUCCAAUUCAAUAAGAGUUCAAAGUUCAUGGGGGAUUCCUGCAUGCAUCUUACAAAUUAUAGCAUUAACAAGCAUAGCUCUGCUUAUGUUAGUAACAAUGAUGCCAGUGUUGAGGACCGAGGUAGCAAGUGGUCACUCAGUGGUCUUCUAAGGUUUCUCAGGGAGAACCAUUACGAUACUACUGCUCUGAUGAUGUCGAUAGAAGAUGUGAUCAUAAAAACAAUGAUUUCUGGAGAGUUUGCAAUCUCAGCUGCCUGUAAAGCGUUUGUCCCUCACAGAGGAAAUUGCUUCGAGUUGUUUGGGUUUGAUAUUUUAAUUGAUGAGAAGAUGAAACCGUGGGUCCUGGAAGUUAACUUAUCUCCUUCAUUGGCUUGUGACGCUCCACUUGAUUUGAAGAUUAAGUCGAACAUGAUAUCAGAUCUGCUAAGCUUAGUUGGUUCGUAA
Messenger RNA from Helobdella robusta, 1140 nucleotides. RefSeq lists its product as hypothetical. Gene Ontology annotation, cellular component: cilium. The record is from RefSeq and is a predicted model, not a curated record. Gene Ontology annotation, molecular function: tubulin binding; tubulin-glutamic acid ligase activity. The transcript has 11 exons. The annotation marks the transcript as partial. Lineage: Eukaryota; Metazoa; Annelida; Clitellata; Rhynchobdellida; Glossiphoniidae. Gene Ontology annotation, biological process: microtubule cytoskeleton organization; protein polyglutamylation.